Messenger RNA from Leishmania braziliensis MHOM/BR/75/M2904, 1824 nucleotides. RefSeq lists its product as hypothetical. The record is from RefSeq and is a predicted model, not a curated record. The transcript has a single exon. Lineage: Eukaryota; Euglenozoa; Kinetoplastea; Trypanosomatida; Trypanosomatidae. The coding region runs from base 1 to 1824 and encodes 607 amino acids.
AUGUUUCGUGGACACUGGAUCGUGGCCGACAUGGACGGCACCCUCACCCCCACCCCGACUCGAGCACAUGGCAAGUACCUGACCCUGUCGCACUGCAUGCAGACUGGACUGGGUUGUGGCGCUCACUACAAGAGCUGCUUGCCGUGGCUUCGGCUCUUCCUCGAGCUUGGUGGCAAUCUCUGCGUCGUGUCCACGGCUGGCAAGCGCAUGUGGUCGCAGCUGUACCCCGAUCUAGCGCCAGCGCUGUUUCGGUUGAGGGCUGCAGCCACUGCUGCCGGUGCAGCUGCGGCUGGUGGUAAUGACGCUCCUUCUGGUCCCUCUCCGCCCAUAGGCUCUUUGGAUGCGCCAGGGACUCUGUACCUAUGCGGCUUCACUGGGGCGGCGCUCUUUCGCAGCCGUCCAUGGGAGGCUGUGUGGUCUGACAUGGACCGAUUGCACCCCCACUGGCGCGUGCCCUCGGCACCCCACCCCUCACGCUUUGAUGAGGACGAGAGACUGCAGAAAGGCGAGACUGCCGUAGCUGUGGCAGAGGUACCACCAUCGGGGGUGGCGCUGGAGGAGUGGACAGAGUACCGCGAGCAAGGCGUCACGCCGGGUACAGCAGAUUCGCAGGCCACGUCGAGCGGCGCCGUCAGUAGGGUAGCGACGAUAGACGCUGCAACGUGCAUGCUCGCCAUGGACGAAGGCCGCCAAGCUCUCGUCCGCUUCUUCGAGCACUCCUCGUACGUCUGCGGCCACGAUGCGGCGCGUGCGAAGGACUUCUUCGCUGCCUGCCUGAGCACCAAAUAUCACAGUGUCUUUGCGGACCUCCUGCACCAACUCUUGGCCGAGGCGCACGUGACUACUCGCCGUGGAGGUGAUGGCGCAUCCGGCGCUCACACAGGUACGCCUCAUGUCUGCUUUGCAGCGUCGAAAGUGCUCAGUUCCGCUGCUCUCACCAAGCACGGCUUCUUUCUCCGGGAGACCGGCGACGCUCUUGUGGACGUGCAAUCUGUGCCACGAGCAGACGGCACAGUGGCUGACGACGCCGCUGUGGCGCAGGUGAUUGUGAUGGGCAUUCCCAUGCGUUUUUCGAACCACGUCUUUCCAGCGACGGAUUCUUCACCGUUCAAUAGCUCCCCUGCAACCUCUCGCGACUGGCACUGCUGCCCUCAGUGCGCGGCGGCAGGUGCGGGGGCCCGCCAACGCCUCGAGGCUGCCGGGCUGGAGCUGAAGAGUCAACCAAACAGCGUGUGCCUACAUCGCCGCGGCGUAGACAAGGCGACGUGUGUGCGAUGGCUGCUAGCACAACACGAGCGGCAUCAGCUUCUGUUUAAGCUGUCGCAAGCGCUUGCUUUCGGUGAUAUGCCGGAAUCGGUCGAUGCUCCUCUGACAGCUUUUCCCCCUAUGCAGUUCAUCUCCCUCUCUCCCCAAGACGACGCUGCAGCACGUCUGGCCAACAUCGAGCGAGCUGCUGUUGCUGGGUCGACUUCGGCGGACGAAACUGGAGGCCAGGGGGAGCGGCAGCAACAGCCGCCGCCGUCGGGCUACCUCAGCGACGGCGCACACUACAUGUUUCACGUUGGGGGCGAGGAGGAAGGCACAGGGCUCUUUUUGGAAGAACUGUUGGUGAGCUGCACAAGCGAGCAGCAGCAGAGUGCAGCGUCCUCGUCGACAGCAGCAGCAGAUGCGACCCGUAUGGCUAACUGGUUCACUGCCGAUCGCGUGGCCGUCUGCGCGACCCGUGCGCGCCGCCGAAUGGAGGAGGAGCUCCUUCGGCGGCGGCGACAGCAGCAGGAACGCAGCACCGCAAGAGCCCAGGGGACGACUCAUCCUACCGUUUGA